This is a messenger RNA of Meleagris gallopavo (turkey), 3175 nucleotides long. The record is from RefSeq and is a predicted model, not a curated record. Lineage: Eukaryota; Metazoa; Chordata; Aves; Galliformes; Phasianidae.
CACUGUCCCCCUGCCCCCACCCGCCAACGCCGCUCUCUGGAGCUGCUGAAGCUGCUGGAGGAGAAGGCGGGGCCGUGGCGCGAUAACGCGGUGAUGUGGCGCUGCUGCCGGGACGGAGCGACGGCGCUGCCCAUCCGUGCCACGUGCCAGCAGCGGGGACAGCGGGUGACGACGGCGGGGGGCUGCCGAGACGCCUUCCUGCAGUGCUGUGAGGUGGCACAGAACCUGCGGCGGAGGGGACAGCGCGGGGGGUUGGCACGGGUGCUGGAGGCACAGCUGGCAGAGCAGCUGUUGGAUGAUGAUGAGGACGUCCCCACGAGGAGCUUCUUCCCUGAGAGCUGGCUGUGGCAACGUGUCCGUGUCGCUGGCACAGCACGGCUCUCAGUGCUGCUCCCUGACUCCAUCACUACGUGGGAGAUUCAGGCAGUCGCCAUUGUCCCCGGACACGGGCUGUGCGUGGCGGAGCCGCAGCGGGUGACGGUGACACAGGACGUGCGUGUGGCACUUCGGCUGCCCCCCAGCAUCCGUCCCCGAGAGCAGCUGCAGCUGCAGCCCCUCAUCCACAGCAGGCUGCCCCGCAGCAUCAACGUGACGGUGACGCUGUCGGCAGUGGACGGGGUGUGCGCGGCGCUGGAUGGGGUCCCCCAGAUGUUAGAGCUGCCCCCGGGGCGGGCAGUGGCUGCACCCCUUACCCUGGUGGCCCUCCAGCCUGGGGACAUCCCCAUCACCGUCACCGCCCGCGGGCCGUGGGGGCUGGGAGACCGCGUCACCCGAGUCCUGCAUGUCGAGCCCGAGGGAGAGCUGCACCUGGAGGAGACCACCUACAUCCUGGACACAGAUGAUAAGCGGAGCCGGAGCCUGGAGCUGCCAGGGGAUGUCCCUGCUGAGAUCGUCCCUGAUGGGGAUUUCAGCAUGAGCAUCCGUGUCAGUGGCCAGGUGCCAGGCUGGGCGCUGCAGGGCGCUCUGGGGGUGGGAGACUCUCUGCUCCGCUCCCCCCGGGGCUGUGGGGAGCAGUCCCUGAUGUCAAUGGCACCCACUGCUGCUGCUCUGCGGUUCCUGGAUGAGAGCGAAGGGUGGGGGCAGCUGCCCCCCGGGCACCGACAGCGUGGCCUCAGAACCCUGCAGCAGGGCUUUGAGCGGGUGCAGAGCUUCCGCAAAAGUGACGGCUCCUAUGGGGCAUGGCUGCACCGGGACAGCAGCACCUGGCUGACGGCUCUGGUGCUGCGUGUGCUGGCCCUGUCCCGGCCCUAUUUGCCAGUGGCUGCCAGUGGCCCUGCUGCGUCCCUGCGGUGGGUGCUGGGGCAGCAGCGCCCAGAUGGCGCCUUCUUGGAGCACAGGGCUGUGGUGCACCGCGAGAUGCAGGGUGGUGUGGCAGACCCCGGCCCAGAGGCCACUGUGUCGCUGACAGCCUUUGUGGUGGUGGCCCUCCAUGGUGCCCGCACUCUGCUGCCCCCGGACAGCCCUGAGCUGCCCCUCCUGGACAAAUCCCUGUCCCGAGCCUCCACGUUCCUACGGGGCCGCGUGGAGCAGUUGGGGACGUAUGGGACGGCCAUCACAGCCUAUGCACUGGCAUUGGUGGACACCACUCCUCCGGGGCCGCAUCCGGCAAUGGAACGCCUGCGGGGCAUGGCCCGGAGCGCCCACGGUGGCCGUGCGACCUUCUGGCCAUCUGGUGGCCCCGCAGCCACAGUGGAGGCGACGGCUUACGCCCUUCUGGCACUGCUGCAGAGCCGUGACAUCGCCGGGGCUGGGAGGGCGGCACGGUGGCUCCGGCAGCAGAGCAAUUAUGGAGGUGGCUUCCACUCCACUCAGGACACGGUGGUGGCCCUGGAGGCGCUGGCCCAGAUGUGGCUGCAGUGGGGCCGUGGGAGCACAGCGGGGCUGAACCUGGGGCUCUCCUGGCCGGGGGGUGCCCGGGGGAGGGCUGGUGGCACUCAGGUGACGCUGAAGCCGGGGCUGGAGCCGCUGGAGCAGGAGCUGCAGGUGCCUCUGGGCAGCCCGGUGACAGUGCAGGUGGAGGGACACGGCGAAGGGACGCUGACGGUGCUCCGCCAGUUCCGCCUGCUGUCACCUCCCAACGCCACGUGCCAGGCGCUGCACCUGGAGGUGGCCAUCACCGGCCCCAUCCUGUACCACGCAGAUGAGGACUAUGAGGACUAUGAGGACUAUGAGGAGGCGGAGCCUAAAGAGGGGGAGGAGCCUACAGAAGGGGCAGUGCCCAUGGAAGGGGCAGGGCCUGUGGAAGGGGAGGGGCAAGCAGAUGGCCCCGUCCCACUCAGCCCCAUGUCCUUAUGGGAUGCCCGGAAGCGGCGACGCCGCAGCACGCAGAGCCCUGCCCACGAGGUGGCCUUUCUGGUCUGCUUCCGGCGGAGCCCAGGGGUGGCACUAACGGGGAUGGCAGUGGUGGAGAUCUCUCUGCUCAGUGGCUUCUCACCCCAUAGGGCAGACCUGGACAAGCUGCGGGACGUGGUGGAUCGCUGGAUCAGUCACUAUGAGCUGGAUGGGAACCAGUUGGUGCUGUACCUGGAUGAGGUCCCCCCCGAGCGGCAGUGUCUCAGUUUUGGGGCCACCCAGGAGGUGGCCGUGGGCCACAUGCAGCCGGCAAUGGCAGCCAUCUAUGACUACUAUGAGCCCGGGCAGCGCUGCACCGUCUUCUACAACGCCCCACAAAGGAGCAGCACCAUCGCCACACUGUGCUCCCCCAAAAUCUGUGAAUGCGCCCAAGGGGGGUGUCCCCAUGCCCAAAGGAGGACACAAGAGGUGACAGCUGAUGACCGCCACGACUUUGCCUGUUACAGCCCCCGUGUGGACUAUGCACUGGUGGUUCGGGUGCUUUCCCAGAGCGAGAUUGGGGCUUUUAUGGCGUUUGAGACAGAAAUCAAAGAGGUGCUGCUUGGAGGUCAGGACACAACAGCAGCUCCUGGGGAGCGGAGGCGGCUGCUGGUGCGGAAAAGCUGCCCACUGCGCCUGCAGCCCCACAACAUCUACCUGGUGAUGGGGGGCAGCGGGGGGACACAGGACCCUGAGGGGCGCCCCCAGUUCCUGCUGGGCCCCCACUCGUGGGUGGAGGAGGUGCCGUCCCCUGGACGCUGUAGGGCCACACGGCUGCGGGGUCACUGCGCCCAACUGCAGGAGUUCCGCACCCGCCUGAGCCAACUGGGCUGCCAGCUGUGAG